Pygocentrus nattereri (red-bellied piranha) is the source of this 604-nucleotide messenger RNA. RefSeq names its product histone H3. The record is from RefSeq and is a predicted model, not a curated record. Bases 11 to 421 code for a protein of 136 amino acids. Gene Ontology annotation, molecular function: DNA binding; structural constituent of chromatin; protein heterodimerization activity. NCBI's taxonomy places the organism in Eukaryota, Metazoa, Chordata, Actinopteri, Characiformes, Serrasalmidae. Gene Ontology annotation, cellular component: nucleosome. The transcript has a single exon.
AGUUGCUAUCAUGGCAAGAACCAAGCAGACGGCCCGUAAGUCCACAGGUGGCAAAGCCCCGAGGAAGCAGCUGGCUACCAAGGCUGCUCGUAAGAGCGCUCCGGCUACCGGCGGUGUGAAGAAGCCUCACCGUUACAGGCCCGGCACCGUGGCCCUGCGGGAGAUCCGUCGCUACCAGAAGUCCACAGAGCUGUUGAUCCGCAAGCUGCCCUUCCAGCGCCUGGUGCGUGAGAUCGCUCAGGAUUUCAAGACCGAUCUUCGUUUCCAGAGCUCUGCCGUCAUGGCCCUGCAGGAGGCUAGCGAGGCGUACUUGGUGGGUCUGUUCGAGGACACGAAUCUGUGCGCCAUCCAUGCCAAGAGAGUCACCAUCAUGCCUAAGGACAUCCAGCUGGCUCGCCGUAUCCGCGGAGAGCGCGCUUAAAUGAACGGGAGCGCUCCUAGAUUUUCCCCAAAACACCCUAAAGGCUCUUUUAAGAGCCACCUAAUUAUUUCAACCCGAAAGAGCAUCCAGUAGUAACUCCAUGGAUCUUUUGUGUUCUGACUUAUUUUUAUGAGGAGAGAUUAGCUCUGUCUUUGAGUGGUGCUUGUGUAGUUUGUUAUAGUA